Messenger RNA from Ixodes scapularis (black-legged tick), 1580 nucleotides. RefSeq names its product KH domain-containing, RNA-binding, signal transduction-associated protein 2. Gene Ontology annotation, biological process: regulation of alternative mRNA splicing, via spliceosome. The record is from RefSeq and is a predicted model, not a curated record. Gene Ontology annotation, cellular component: nucleus. The coding region runs from base 198 to 1406 and encodes 402 amino acids. NCBI's taxonomy places the organism in Eukaryota, Metazoa, Arthropoda, Arachnida, Ixodida, Ixodidae. Gene Ontology annotation, molecular function: mRNA binding. The transcript has 9 exons.
GAAGUCUCCUGGUUCAGUGCAUCCGGCGUCGUCUGCACGUUAUGGCGUCCGCUCUUCGCUUGGGUCGUUUCGUUCGCCGUCCCUGUCUCUGCUCCCAGGAAGUGAAGGUACAUAUUACCGAAGAAAGGUGAACAACGAGUGUGAUUACGUUUAGUGCUACAUACAACGUUCACCGAGGGAGAAAAAAAGUGAAAGUCAUGGCUCUUUUUGGAAAGUCGUCGGACGUCCGGACUUACCUGACGGAAUUGAUGAGUGAACGUGAAAAACUGACCGGCCACGCUGCGCGGCUCGUGGAUCAAGAAAUCCAGCGGAUGCAGAGCCAGGCCGGAACAGGAAAUGGAGCCCGACCUGUCGGGUGCCCCCUUAUGGACAUCCACAAGGGGCGCUCGAUCAGGGUACAAGUCCGAGUGCAAGUGCCCGUCAAAGACCAUCCGAACUUCAAUUUUGUCGGCAAACUGCUCGGUCCCAAGGGCAACUCGUUGAAGCGUCUGCAAGAGGAGACCCAGACCAAGAUGGCCAUCCUGGGUCGAGGGUCCAUGAGGGACAAAGCCAAGGAGGAAGAACUCCGCAAGCAGAAAGAGCCCAAGUACUGGCACCUGCACGAGGAACUGCACGUCGAAGUGAGCGCCUUCGCUCCUCCCGCCGAGGCCUACGGACGCAUGGCCCACGCACUCUCCCAACUCAAGCCCUUUCUGGUGCCCGAUUACCAUGACGAAAUCCGGCAGACCCAGCUACGCGAACUAGCGCUGCUCAAGGGUGAGAAGAAAAAGAUGAACGGACAGACGUCGGGAUCGCAGAGUCCGUCACCCUGCGUAGAAGUCGUCGAAAUCGGGAACGGAAACGGCCUGCACCGGGACACGUCCUCACCGUCGUCGCCGUCGUCUCCCCCGGCGACGCGGCAUCCCCUGCAGCCCGGACUGGUGCUCUCCGAGGGCAUGGCGGCUCCCACGUCCUCCCGGAACGCCACCAGGGCCUACGUGCUUCCGGGCUCCGGUCGCCUGGUUCCGCUGCGGCUCGCGGGACCCUGCAGGAAAGGGGCCCUGAGGGCCGCCGCUGCCCUGGCGCUCGGCAGGACGGCCGUGGGCUCGCUGCACCACGGCGCCCUCGAGUUCAUCUCGGCCGACUGCGUGGCUGCCGACGAGUUUCUUUACGGAGACGAGUACCCGGACGGCUCGAUCGACAGCGGGAGCUAUGAGCAGGGCUUCACGACGACCGAGGAGCAGGGGUUCGCGCGCCACCACGCGGACAACUUGCAAGACAAUGGAUUCGCAGCAGAUGGCGAGUUUAUGGAAUGGACGGAGCCUCCACUGCGAAGCCACUGUCACCUGCCGUCGCGGUUGAAGCCUUCUCAGACCUCCGCGCGCCGACUCUAUCGACCGUAUGGUCCCUUGCCAUCGAGAUUUUAAGUACACAGUAAAGUGGGCUGAACCCUCCUGCGUCAAGUACUCUACGUCACAAGGAUUCAUAAACCAGAUGGAGCGAGAAGUCGUCCGCUCUGUAGACGCACAAGUCAAUCCUGGAACUUCUAAGGACCACGAUUGGACUGGGUAGAGUGGGUGUCAUCGGUACAGGCGGUUAAA